This is a messenger RNA of Syngnathoides biaculeatus (alligator pipefish), 4157 nucleotides long. RefSeq names its product zinc finger protein OZF-like. Bases 170 to 1339 code for a protein of 389 amino acids. The transcript has 3 exons. Gene Ontology annotation, cellular component: nucleus. The record is from RefSeq and is a predicted model, not a curated record. Gene Ontology annotation, biological process: regulation of transcription by RNA polymerase II. Lineage: Eukaryota; Metazoa; Chordata; Actinopteri; Syngnathiformes; Syngnathidae. Gene Ontology annotation, molecular function: DNA-binding transcription activator activity, RNA polymerase II-specific; RNA polymerase II cis-regulatory region sequence-specific DNA binding.
CCACCACCACCAAAAAAAAAAAAAAAAAAACUGUUUUCGAAACAGUACCAUCUACAGUUUAAGAACCGUGGCAUUGGCCUCUUUCACUGUAAUCAAAAUCCAGUUGAAAGACAAUGCGAUAACAUUCGCACUACUUUGUCGAUACAGAGUGUUUUCCAAGGCCUCAGCCAUGGAGGAAGACAGUUCAUCUGUGACAGAUCACUCCUCAGACGAAAGUGCCAAAGCGUUUGACAUUGAGUAUAUCGUCGAGUCUGACCCCAACGAUGACUUGUCCUCCUCUGAGCCCGAGGACGACAAAAAGCCCAAGAAGAAGCAACGCAAGAGCCACCCCUGCGCCGUUUGCAACAAAAUGUUUGACAGGCUUUCCAAACUGAAGAGGCACCAGUCGGUCCACACGAGGCCAAAGACCUUAAAGACUCGCUAUACAUGUAUGCAUUGUGUGAAGACUUUCACAGACGAAGAGAAACUGUUACGACACCAGGAUACCCACAACCGGACAAAGGAGCACCCUUGCCCCGACUGCAAUAAAGUGUUUAACAAGCCUUCCCGGCUAGUGCGCCAUCAACGCAUCCACGCCAGAAAACCAAAGGUGCCCCACCAGUGUUCCUUCUGCGCCAAGACAUUCGAUAAACUUUACAGGCGUAUCCGUCACGAGCGAAUGCAUACGGGGGAGAGGCCUUUCACCUGCUCCUACUGCGGGAAGGGAUUCUCUGAGAUGGGUCACUGCAAAGCUCACGAAAAGACGCACCAGGACAAUCCGGAGAAGCCGCACCGCUGCCCCGACUGCGACAUGUCCUUCUUCAAGGCCUCGGAACUCGGUCGACACCAGCGCUCGCACACCGGGGAGAAACCUUUUCAGUGCAGCGAAUGCGACAGCACCUUUGCUCGUUCCGAGAGUCUAAAGAGGCACAUGAGGAGCCACACGGGGGAGCGGCCGUACGUCUGCAUCACUUGCAACAAGGGUUUUUACUCCCGUCAGGAUUUGAACAUUCACUUGCUGAUCCACUCGGGAGAGAAGCCCCAUCUUUGCCCUGUGUGCGGCAAAGGCUUUUCGCAGCUGGGCAACAUGAAGGAGCACGAGAAGAACGUCCACGUGCGGUCCGAGAAGUACGUUUGCAACGAAUGCGGGGCCACCUUCACCAGGUACAAGUCGCUGAACCUGCACCAGAGGGUGCACACCGGGGAGAGGCCUUACCGUUGCCUGCCGUGCGGUCGCAGCUUUUCCUGGAGUCACUGCCUGAGCAGACACCGCAGGACUCACGCUCACAAGCAGAUGUUGAGCGACGGGGCCAAAGACCUUGAAGAUUUUCCAGAGCUUGUUGAGGAUCAGUGCAGUUGAACACUGAUCUGGCGCUAGCCUCGCAAUACUGGUCCCAGACAAGCGUGAACAUUUUGCUGACUGCUGUUAAUACGGUAAGAAGCCAGGGGCAGUGACUACGGGUCCCUGGUGCGAACAUUCAAUUGCCAUAUUCAGGAAACCAGCGAACUCUUGUCACACCUUGUUUUGUAAACACUACAGACAAACACGGUAACUAACGGACAUUACAUUGGUGACUUGAUGUUAUACAGUGCCGUGAAAAAGUAUGCACCCCCUUCCUGAUUUCCGUUUGUUUUGUUUUUGCACAUCUUAGACGCAAAGGUUUCAAAUCGUCAAACCUUUUUGAUAUCACUCAGAGACAACCGAAAGGAAAUCCAAAAUGCAGUUUUCAAAUGACAAUUACAUUUAUUAGGCAUUUAAAAAAAAAAAAAUCCAAAUCUUUUUGACCCUCUGUGAAAAGGUAAUUACCCCCCUGAGCCUAAUAACGGGUUGUUGGCAGCAAUAACUGAAAUCAAGUUUUUGCGAUACUUGGUGUCAAGUCUUUCACAUCAGUCUGGAGGAAUUUCGUCCCACUGUUCUUUGCAACUGCCUGUUUAAGGUCACGCCACAGCAUCUCAAUUGAAUUUAAAUCCGGACUUUGACUUGGGCUCUCCAAAACCUUGCCUUUGUUCUUUUUGAGCCAUUCAGAGAUUGACUUCCUGGUGUGUUUCGGAUUGUCGUCCUGCUGCACCGUUCUCCUUCAGGAUUUUCUGGGAAAUGGGAGAAUUCAAUUUUCCAUCAAUCACAGCUGUCACGACCAGAACACGGGGUUGAACCCAAAUGCACAACGUAGGAGGCACAGAGGCAGUUUAUUCAGACUGGUGUCGAGAACCCAACGGGCAGUCCAUGAAAGCAGGCGUCAGUCGGCAGGCAGGAGUCGGUACAUGAGAGAGCAGGAACAGGACCAGGAAAUUGCGGGAACGAGGCAUGAGGCAAUGAUCUGGCAAAGGCCAGACCGUACGUGUGGUUCUAUAUAAAUGGGAGGUGAUUACUUGAGACAAGGCGCAGGUCUGCCUCCGCUGAUUACGGCAGGUGCGUGCCGCAUCGGGGACCGGUACGGCCAGGACAGGGACCGGCUGGCAGGGCCAUGACACACAGCAAGUUGUCCUGUUCCUGAGGCAGGAAAUCAGCCCCAGACCAUCACACGGCCACCAACAUGCUUCCCCGUCGGCACAAUAUUCUUUUUAGCAAAAGCUGGGCCAUUUUUACGAUAGGCGUAACGGGCCGGAUACCUUCCAAAAGUCGUCAGUCCACAGAAUAUUUCUCUAAAAAGUCUUGAGGAUCAUCAAGAUGUUUUUGGGGAAAUGUGAGAGUAGCAUUUGUAUGGUUUGCUGACAGCAAGGGUUUUCGUCUGAGAACUCUCCCAUCGAUAGCGUUUUUGGCCAGUGUUUUUCUUAUGGUGGAGUCAUGAACACCGACUUUAACUGAGAUCUGCAAGUAUUUAAAUGUUGUCCGAGGUUCUUUUGUGACCUUCUGGAUGAGUCGUCGCACUCUUGUGGUAAUUUUAGUGGGUCGUUCACUCCUGGGAAGUUUAGUCUGUUUUCAUAGUUUUCUCCUUUUGUAGAUAAUGGCUCUGACGGUGGUUCGUUGGCACCCCAAAGCCUUGGAAAUGGCUUUGUAACAUUUUCCAGACUCAUGGACUUCAAACUUUUUUUUUUUUUUUUUUUUUUUUGGGUGGUAAUUUCUUGAAUUUCUUUGGCUUGUAGCAUCAUGCAUUGGUUUUCUCAAUCUUGGAGCCCACUUCAGGUUCUCUGACAGAUUCUGUUUCAGUGAUUUCUUGAUUCAACAAGUAUGGCGGUAAUCAGGUUUGGGUGUACCUUGUGAAAUUGAACUCACCUUUCCAAAAUUUGUGGUUAGUCACUGUAACUUUGUGAUUUAACAUUUUACUUUUUCACAGAGGGUCAGAAUAUUUUUUUUGUGUGUGUGUGUGCCUUAAUAAGUUGAAUUGUCAUUUGAAAACUGCAUUUUGUAUUUCCUUGAGUUGUCUCUGAUAUUAAAAAUUGGUUGGAAAAUUUUUUGUAUGAUUAAAAAAAAAAUAAAAAGCAGAAAUCAAGAGGGGGCAAAAAGAUUUUCACGGCACUUUAUAAGGUUUCCGCUUUGUCAGUUUGCGCUGGCACCAGUUCAGCAUGAAAGUGGUGUACGGUGCCCUUGGUAUAUAAAAUACAGUUAAAAGUUGGACUGGACCUCUUUGUUUCCCUUCAACCAGUCUGUUUAAGACAAUUUGGACAACUUUAUGUGGACGAUGUGAGUGUCCACGUUUUGCGUGACGUAUGGAAUACUUUUCCAACAGCGACAGUUGCUUCCAACUCAGCAAUGUUUUUUUUUUUUGUUUUUUUUUUUCCCAAGAAAUAUAGCGCUCCCUGUUUGCACAUGGUCAUUAAAGCCCAUGUAAAAUGAAUUCAGUGAUUUGUUUCAAUACAUGACACAUGUUUUGAAUUUCUGAAAAAUGUGCAAAGACUGCUAAUUCUGUACAAAUGUACCGGAUUGUGGAGCGUUGAACUGUUUCUCACCAUUUCAGUUUUCUGAUUUGGGCAAGGCCAGUAAUGCACUAUGGUGUCAUCAGAUGUCUACAAAAAAAUAAAAUAAAAUGCACAAGAUUCAAGAAAUAACUAUAAAAGGUUGAUAGAACAGUAAGUAUUGAAGUGACAAAAUAAAAUAGUUGAAGAAACUUUAUUGUGAAAUGUGUUAUACAUUACGUACAACAUACCUGAAAUAGCAUUCCCCUCAGAUCUACGGUGCUAUAGUAGACUAAAGAGUUAAAAAUGAAUAAAUAUAAAUAAACUGGUCUGUCUAAAAUAUG